This is a messenger RNA of Dioscorea cayenensis subsp. rotundata (Guinea yam), 689 nucleotides long. Its product is annotated as AP-2 complex subunit sigma. Gene Ontology annotation, biological process: protein transport; clathrin-dependent endocytosis. The coding region runs from base 92 to 520 and encodes 142 amino acids. The transcript is spliced from 6 exons. Gene Ontology annotation, molecular function: clathrin-cargo adaptor activity. Lineage: Eukaryota; Viridiplantae; Streptophyta; Magnoliopsida; Dioscoreales; Dioscoreaceae. The record is from RefSeq and is a predicted model, not a curated record. Gene Ontology annotation, cellular component: intracellular membrane-bounded organelle; AP-2 adaptor complex.
AAAAAAAGAGCCCAAUAAAUAAAUUUUAAAAUAAAAAGUAUCAAAUCGGGAGAAUUAUAGGUUUCGCGUUCGUCUUCGUUUCGUGGGAAAAAUGAUCCGGUUCAUAUUGCUUCAGAAUCGGCAAGGAAAGACGCGGCUCGCGAAAUACUAUGUUCCCCUUGAGGAAUCAGAGAAGCACAAGGUUGAAUAUGAGGUUCAUCGGCUUGUGGUCAACAGGGAUCCAAAAUUUACCAACUUUGUUGAGUUUCGCACCCACAAAGUUAUAUACAGAAGAUACGCAGGGUUAUUCUUCUCAUUAUGUGUUGAUAUCACUGACAAUGAGUUAGCGUAUCUUGAGUGCAUCCACUUAUUUGUGGAGAUUCUUGAUCAUUUCUUCAGCAAUGUUUGUGAGCUAGAUUUGGUUUUCAAUUUCCACAAGGUAUAUCUGAUAUUGGAUGAGUUCAUUCUUGCCGGUGAGCUGCAAGAAACAAGCAAGAGGGCAAUCAUUGAAAGAAUGGGGGAGUUAGAGAAGCAAGAAUGAUGCUGUGUGAUAUUUGCAGACAUGGUUUUUUUUUUGUCCUUGAAGAACUACCAGUUUGCUGUAAUUGAUUUAAUACUAUUCAACUGCAUCAUUGCAAUUUUUCCAUGUUGUAUCUUUCUUAGUCAUGAGAAUUCAUCUUUCCUCACAAUAAAAAAAAACAUUUGUUCCA